ACAUAUUGACCUUCACUCCAGAAAUGGAAGAAACUGGAUGUAAAAAUGAAAAAAUCGAGCAGAGAGAAUGUAAAGACCUUUAUAGCUGGAGGUAAGAUAUUAGUAAUAUUUGAUCAUUUAUCAAAUGUUAUAAAAUAAUAGUCUAUUUCCAUUUUAGUCUAAAACUUUACACCUGUUUAUUGCUAAUAAAAGAACUAGAGUUUAAUGAACUAUCAAAUAUUAUCUAAUAUUUAUCAUAAGUGAGAGUCUUUUUGUAUAAUAAGAUUUAACUAUCGCUAAAUAUUAUUCUUUGUUUAUGAUCACAAAUUUUGAACAAAUUGUAUAUCUUUUCUAUCCAAUUUCAUAAGUUAUCUUAAAAUUUUAUUGGCGAAUUACGCAAUUUGUGCUGAUAUUGAAACAUAUGACAUUUUAACUUGAAAUAUUAAUAAUAAUCUAUAUUUAUAUAUGGAAUAAAUCUCCCUUCGUUUUUUAGGAGUAGCCGGAUGCGUUGCAAAGACAACUGUUGCACCAUUUGAUAGAGUUAAAAUACUCUUACAAGCUCAUCAUCAACACUACAAACAUUUAGGCGUACUUUCAGCAAUCAUAGCCAUUCAAAAGAGAGAAGGAUUCCAAGGACUUUUUAAAGGCAAUAGUGCACAAAUGAUAAGAAUCUUUCCUUAUGCCGCAAUACAAUUUACAAGCUAUGAAUUUUAUAAACCGUUAGCUUUAAACACUUUUGGACCAGGUCACAUAUCCAGAUUAGUUCCUGGGGCUUUGGCAGGCUUAACUGCUGUGUUGUUCACUUAUCCACUUGAUAUUAUUCGAGCUAGACUUGCUUUUCAAGGAAGUGAUACAAGAAUAUAUAAAGGAAUUAUUCAUGCUCUAUCCUGUAUGAUUACUGAAGACUCUGGCAUAAGAGGAUUCUAUAGAGGGAUAACGGCAACUAUCUUUGGUAUGGUUCCAUAUGCUGGAUUGUCAUUUUAUUGUUUUGAAACUCUAAAAGUUCAACUAUUAACAAAUGCGCCUGAAAUAUUUGGAUCUGAUAAUCCAAAUAAGGAAAAUAGUAAAGUCUUAUCUAUUCCAGCAAAGCUAAUGUGCGGAGCUAUUUCAGGUGCUUUUGCUCAAACGGUGUCAUAUCCUUUGGACGUUGUUAGGAGAAAAAUGCAAUUGGCCAUAAUGUACCCACCGGAACAGCAGUAUCUCUUCCGAAGUUGUUCAAGUACAUUAAAAUACGUUUAUAUAAAAUACGGAGUUGUUAAUGGACUAUAUAGGGGAUUAACUGUUAACUAUAUGAAAGCAGCACCAAUGGUUGCAGUAUCGUUUUCAACAUAUGAGGUUAUGAAGCAAUUUUUAGGUUUGGAUACCGCCGUUAGUAGAUAAUAAGUCUCAUAACUAGGUAUAAAAUUUUUAAGAUUCUCUCUUUGUCUUUUUUUUUUUUAAAUAUCUUUGAUAUCUUUUUAAAUAAGUUGUUAUUUUCAACAAAAACAAUAAUAAACACGAAAUAUACAACAUCUAUUUCUGUGUUAAUAUAAAUAAUAUCGUUUAAUAAAUAAUUAUAUUAACUUUAUUUAACCUAUAAUCUAAUGUUUUUCUUCUCAACGUAAAAAUAAAAGGUACAGAAACAACUGCUAACAAACACACUAUAUACAUAUUGUAUGUAUUGCGCAAGUAUUUUACAAUAACUAAUUAUGUUUUAGCCUAGAUUUUAAUAGGCCUACUAGUUUGGUGUCAUUGAUCGAUUUCAUAGUAAAAGAAGGAAAAAAUAUUGCACUGUUGGUUAGCUUUUAGCUCCUAUAAGCAAAAAUAAAACAUAUACAAUUUAGAAUAGUUAAAAGUCGUACAAAAGACAAUGUCAUAUCGUUUUACAUACGCUUUGAUUAAAUGUUAUUUCACAAUUUAAUACCUCGUACCGUUCGGUAAUAAUAAUUAAAUGAGAAAUGUUUCCUCCCUAUUAGUUAUUAAUAAAUAUCUUGUUCCAUAAGGAGACUUUUCCAUAAAAUAGGCCUUGUAAUUGUAUAUUAAGAAAGUGGUAGAAUCUUUUAAGGUCGUUUGGCUAUUUUUUAACUUUUUAUUUUAUAUUGAUAUAAAGUAUUUUAAUAAACUAUUAAGAUAUUUUAAGAAUGUAUCCUUUAUUCUAAAAGAAAAUGUGUCUACCUCAUAAGUUAUUGAAUGAAAAGAGAAGCAUCUUACAUUCAUCAUUUUUUUGUGAGAUAAUCAAUUAAAAUCUUCGUUUCAAGGCUAUUAAUUGGCAAAAAAAGAAAGAAAAUUGUUAAUAUCUAACUAUUCCUUUUCAUCUUCUGUUAUAAUUUUCCAUACAGUGACGAUGGCGGCGACGUCGACGACGACGAUGAUGAUGAUAGGAGGAUAAAUACAAUUGGAAACAAACGAAAAAGAAAAGAAAAAAAUUUACCAUAGUUUGUUAAAUAUCUGUCUCUCGAGAGUAUUGAAGUAAUUUCCAGUCUAAAUUGUUUAUAUUAUCAUUCUUAUUUCUUUGUUGAGAAGUCAUAAGAUACUUUCCAAUAACCAUUGCCGAUAAGAAUAUUAUCAAAGGAGCACAAAUGACAAAUAAAACAAAAACUGCAACAACCAAAACAAAUAAAUCUUGCUUUUCAAAUGAAAACCUAUGGUUAUCGUUUGUUGUAUUAUUUGAAAGGAAUUUGCUGUAAUUCUGAAGCAUCUUUUGCAACGGUCUAAAACAAUGUGCCGUGAAAAUGUACACAGCACAGUAAGUUGUUUUUCUAGAAUCGAUAUUUUUAUCGAUAUCGCAUUACGAAUCGAAUUAUUGUUUUUACUCGAAACGAUUGAAUGAAU
This is a messenger RNA of Dimorphilus gyrociliatus, 2790 nucleotides long. Lineage: Eukaryota; Metazoa; Annelida; Polychaeta; Dinophilidae. The record is from the annotation of a GenBank genome assembly.